CACAGCUUUCUCUCUCCCUCUCUCUCUCACAUACACAUACACACACAAAUACAAAAACAACAACAAUGACUCUUGCCUACGAUCUGCUCAACCCCACUCCUCUCAGAGAGGCUCAGACUCACAAGCUCAAGCGUGUCGUACAAAGCCCAGAUUCAUUCUACAUGGAUGUCAAGUGCUCUGCCUGCCAGACCAUUACCCCUCUAUUCUCUCAUGCUGCCACAGUCGUCUCCUGCCCAAAAUGUAGCACGGUCCUUGCUCAACCUACUGGUGGUCGUGCCCGUCUUUCUGAAGGUGUCUCCUUCAGGAAAAAGGCAGCUUAA
Lobosporangium transversale is the source of this 320-nucleotide messenger RNA. Its product is annotated as ribosomal protein S27. Bases 66 to 320 code for a protein of 84 amino acids. Gene Ontology annotation, molecular function: RNA binding; structural constituent of ribosome. Gene Ontology annotation, biological process: translation; ribosomal small subunit assembly. The transcript has a single exon. The record is from RefSeq and is a predicted model, not a curated record. Gene Ontology annotation, cellular component: ribosome; cytosolic small ribosomal subunit. Lineage: Eukaryota; Fungi; Mortierellomycota; Mortierellomycetes; Mortierellales; Mortierellaceae.